AAAAAUUGAGAAGAAAAAAACAGAGAGAAAACAGAGGAAGAGGUUGAGAUGGAGGAACUUGUAGGCCUUCUGAGAAUCCGAGUGAAGAGAGGGAUCAAUCUUGCUCAGCGAGACACUCUAAGCAGCGACCCUUUCGUCGUCAUAACCAUGGGAUCACAGAAGCUGAAGACGCGUACUGUGGAAAAUAACUGCAAUCCUGAGUGGAACGAGGAAUUGACCCUUGCGUUAAAACAUCCCGAUGAACCUGUGAAUCUGAUAGUGUAUGAUAAAGAUACAUUCACAUCGCACGACAAGAUGGGAGAUGCAAAGAUAGACAUCAAACCAUUUCUAGAGGUUCACAAAAUGGGUUUGCAAGAACUUCCAGAUGGAACAGAGAUCAAGAGAGUUGUGCCCACCAGAGACAACUGUUUAUCUGAAGCGAGCAGUAUCGUCUCCAAUAAUGGCAAAAUCGUUCAGGACAUGAUUCUUCUGUUGAAGAAUGUCGAAUGCGGCGAGGUCGAGAUUCAGCUUGAAUGGAUUGAAAUUCCAGCUAUGGCGUCGACUUCAACAUCAUCUUUAAUGGCUUCAAAAACUGUAAUCUCCAAAACAGCUCUGUUUUCUUCCUUACCGGGAAUAGUCAACCGGAGUUUUUUAACAUUCUCACCAGCUUCUCCUUCCGUGAAACCCCUUAGGACAAGAUCUUCAAAUGUUACUAAGUUCGAUGAAGUAACCAACAGUCUUGACGAAGAUAUGGACCAGAUUCGACGGUUGCAAAACGGUUCUGAUGUUAGAGGAGUCGCAUUGGAAGGAGAGAAAGGUCGAACGGUUGACCUAACGCCUGCAGCUGUUGAAGCAAUCGCAGAGAGCUUUGGAGAAUGGGUUGCAGCAACGGAGAGUAAUGGAAACGGCGUCAUUAAGGUUUCUCUCGGACGGGAUCCACGUGUUUCCGGUGGGAAGUUAAGCACGGCUGUGUUUGCCGGUUUAGCUCGUGCAGGUUGUUUAGCUUUUGACAUGGGUUUGGCUACUACUCCAGCUUGCUUCAUGAGCACGUUACUCUCUCCAUUCGAAUACGACGCUUCAAUUAUGAUGACAGCUUCUCAUUUACCGUAUACAAGAAACGGACUCAAGUUCUUUACCAAGAGAGGAGGAUUAACGUCUCCUGAAGUGGAGAAGAUAUGCGAUUUAGCUGCGCGAAAGUACGCUACUAGGCAGACUAAAAUAGUUGUGAAUGCGGGUAAUGGGUCAGGAGGGUUCUUUACGUGGGACGUUCUAGACAAGUUAGGAGCCGAUACAUUCGGUUCGCUCUAUCUAAACCCAGACGGGAUGUUCCCCAAUCACAUUCCUAAUCCGGAAAACAAAAUCGCAAUGUCACACACCCGAGCCGCGGUUCUUGAGAACUCAGCGGAUCUCGGGGUUGUAUUUGACACGGAUGUUGACAGGAGUGGAGUGGUGGAUAACAGAGGAAAUCCUAUAAACGGUGAUAAGCUCAUUGCGCUUAUGUCAGCUAUUGUGCUUAAAGAACAUCCAGGAAGUACAAUAGUGACUGAUGCAAGAACGAGUAUGGGGCUAACUAGGUUUAUAACGGAGCGAGGAGGGAGGCAUUGUUUGUACAGAGUAGGGUAUAGAAACGUGAUUGACAAGGGAGUAGAGCUGAACAAAGACGGCAUCGAGACUCAUCUCAUGAUGGAAACUUCAGGACAUGGUGCUGUUAAGGAGAAUCACUUCUUGGAUGAUGGGGCAUACAUGGUGGUGAAGAUCAUAAUUGAAAUGGUGAGAAUGAGACUCGCGGGAUCAAAUGAAGGUAUCGGUAGUCUGAUCGAAGAUCUUGAGGAGCCGUUAGAAGCGGUUGAGCUGCGGUUGAAUAUUUUAUCAGAGCCAAGAGAUGCCAAAGCAAAAGGCAUUGAAGCCAUUGAGACUUUCAGAGAAUACAUCGAGGAAGGAAAACUGAGAGGGUGGGAAUUAGGCACGUGUGGGGAUUGUUGGGUGAGUGAAGGUUGCUUGGUGGACUCAAAUGAUCAUCCAUCUGCCAUUGAUGCUCACAUGUACAGGGCAAGAGUGAGUGAUGAAGAGAGUGGGGAAGAGUAUGGUUGGGUGCAUAUGAGGCAGAGUAUUCAUAACCCUAACAUCGCACUUAAUAUGCAAUCAAUGCUUCCUGGUGGAUGUCUCUCCAUGACAAGAAUCUUCAGAGACCAGUUUCUUGAUGCUAGUGGGAUUGCUAGAUUCCUGGAUAUAAGUGACUUCGACAAUUACAUCGGAGGACAAUCUUGAAGGUUCUUAAUUAAAUGUGAAAUUUGUAAUUAAAACACAACAUGAAUUGCUGCUACGUAUCGUAUCUUUAGUUAUAUGUAAAUAAAGGUUUUUAUAUUGA
This is a messenger RNA of Arabidopsis arenosa, 2347 nucleotides long. The record is from the annotation of a GenBank genome assembly. Lineage: Eukaryota; Viridiplantae; Streptophyta; Magnoliopsida; Brassicales; Brassicaceae.